Messenger RNA from Necator americanus (New World hookworm), 2001 nucleotides. RefSeq lists its product as uncharacterized. The record is from RefSeq and is a predicted model, not a curated record. The transcript has a single exon. Bases 1 to 2001 code for a protein of 666 amino acids. NCBI's taxonomy places the organism in Eukaryota, Metazoa, Nematoda, Chromadorea, Rhabditida, Ancylostomatidae.
AUGGACAACAUCGACGAGGAAUACGACCGGCUUGUCAAACACCUUCAUGACUGCGCGAAGAAGGCUGAGAGUAUUAAAACAACCAAGAGACGCCUGUCUCUUGAAACUCUUGAGCUGAUACGCCAGCGUGGAGCAGCACGAGCCGCAGGGAACCAAGAGCUUACGUCCGAGCUCGCAAGGCUUUGCAGAGAGGCGAUAAAGAAAGACCUUAAAGAGAGAAGAGCAGAAGUGCUGGCUGAAGCAGCAGAGGCGGGAAAAAGCAUCCGCUAUGCCCGCCGAGACUUCGCCAGUCGCAAGACAAGGAUGACAGCUCUCCGGAACCCGAAGGGAACAACCAUUGCAUCGAGAAGGGGAAUGGAGAAAAUCAUCUACGACUUCUACUCUGAUCUCUUCGACAGCCGUGCCCACUUGCCUCCUCACCAUCUGAGGGAAGAUGGACAUGUCAUUCCAGCGGUUCUCCCGUCCGAAAUACGACAUGCUAUCAUGUCGGUGAGAAAUCGUACAGCAGCCGGUCCCGACAGAAUAAAACCAGAACACCUGAAGAACCUUCCGCCAGUACUCAUCAACACCCUGGCGAGGAUCUUCACACGUUACCUGUCGGAAUGCAAGGUCCCUAAACAGUGGAAGACCAGCAAGACCGUGUUGCUGUAUAAAAAGGGAGAUCCACAUGACAUCGGCAACUAUCGCCCAAUCUGCUUACUGUCCGUCAUCUACAAGCUCUUCACAAGAGUGAUCCUUAAUAGGAUUGAAAAGGUCUUGGAUGAAGGACAACCAUGCGAGCAAGCAGGGUUUCGAAAAGGAUUCAGCACGAUCGACCAUAUUCACACUGUUUCGAGACUCAUCGAGGUAUCACGAGAGUACAAGAUGCCGCUCUGUCUCACUUUCAUCGACUUGAAGAAGGCCUUUGACUCAGUUGAGACGGAAGCGGUCGUGGAAGCCUUGGACAACCAAGGCGUUCCCACUCAGUACAUAAAGGUGCUUCGAGAGUUGUACAGUAACUUCACGACCGGAAUCUCGCCAUUCUACAAGAAUAUCAUCAUUGUCGUGAAGAGGGGGGUUCGACAGGGUGAUACAAUCUCACCCAAAAUAUUCACAGCCACCCUCGAGAACGCAAUGCGAAAGUUGGAAUGGGACGACAUGGGAGUGAAGAUCGAUGGUCGGCAGCUACACCAUUUGCGCUUUGCUGAUGACAUCGUACUGAUAACACCUAGCAUCAGCCAAGCGGAACGAAUGCUGACCGAAUUCGCCGAAACAUGUGGAUGCAUCGGUCUUGAGCUGAAUCUUCAAAAGACGAUGUUCAUGCGAAACGGAUGGAUCUCGGAUGCCCCAUUCACGCUCAACGGAACGAACAUAUCCGAAUGCACCAGCUACGUCUAUCUGGGUCGGGAAUUGAACAUGAUGAACGACCUGGCCCCCGAGCUGGGCAGGAGGAGAAGAGCGGCUUGGGGAGCGUACAAGAGCAUCGAGGACGUAGUGAAGAAGACCAAGAACACCCGGCUCCGUGCUCACCUCUUCAACACCACCGUACUUCCUGCUUUGACUUAUGCCUCAGAAACCUGGGCACUUCGCAAGCAGGAAGAAAACGCGGUGAGCGUCAUUGAACGCGCAAUUGAGAGAGUGAUGCUAGGAGUAUCCCGUUUCAAGCAAGUGAGAGACGGGAUUCGAAGUUCUCUCCUACGUCAGCGAUCGAAGAUCAGAGACGCCGCCGCGUUUGCCAAGGAAAGUAAAAUAAGGUGGGCCGGACACGUGAUGCGCUUUAACGACAACCGUUGGACCAGAGCCGUGAGCGACUGGAUUCCCCGCGAUAUUAAGCGCAAUACAGGAAGACCGCCGACCCGAUGGUCAGAUUUCUUCACGAAGUCCUUCAAAGAAAAUUACGAUGCUCUUCGUGUCCCACGCGAAAGGAGGAACCACUGGGCUACUCUGGCACGCGACCGGGACAAAUGGAAGAAUUACUGGCGCCCGCUCGACCGGUUCGAAGACCAACGGGAGUCAAGGUGA